Strongylocentrotus purpuratus (purple sea urchin) is the source of this 2133-nucleotide messenger RNA. Its product is annotated as ATP-dependent RNA helicase DDX19A. Gene Ontology annotation, cellular component: nucleus; cytoplasmic stress granule. Lineage: Eukaryota; Metazoa; Echinodermata; Echinoidea; Camarodonta; Strongylocentrotidae. Gene Ontology annotation, molecular function: RNA binding; RNA helicase activity; ATP binding. The record is from RefSeq and is a predicted model, not a curated record. Gene Ontology annotation, biological process: poly(A)+ mRNA export from nucleus. The transcript has 11 exons. Bases 137 to 1642 code for a protein of 501 amino acids.
CACCGGUGGAUUUUCGUAGGUACGUAGCGCUUUGUGCAUGUGCAUCGUAUACGUACAAUGUACGUUGUGAUAUUGCACUUUCGAAGGUAGCUAGUUCACUCACUCAGUGGUUGAGAGACAAGCAUCGAGUGAGAAAAUGGCGAAUGUAGACUGGGAUGCAGCGAUUCAGGAGCAAGAAAAGAAGGUAAAGAACCUUGGUAUUGGAGAUGAAGCGCCCCCACCUGCCUAUCCAGCGGCCCCCUCCCCAGCCGCUACCCCAGCUGCUACCCCAGCGGCCUCUCAGGCACAGAGUGCCACAGCUCCAGCCCCUGCCGCUGCUCCAGCUUCAGCUGCUGGUGGUGUAGAGAAGGAAGAUGAUGCUAAGGAAGCUGCUGAUGCAUCUCUUCUCAACAAAGCUCUUCAUUCCCGUCUCAUCCAACACACAUCAACCUCACAGCUAGAGGUCCAACAGAAGGACCCCAACUCACCCCUUCACUCCGUCAAAUCUUUUGAAGAACUUCGCCUGAAGCAAGCACUUCUAAAAGGAGUGUAUGAGAUGGGGUUCAAUGCACCUUCUAAGAUUCAGGAGACGGCACUGCCUCUUCUUAUGGCUGACCCGCCCAAGAACAUGAUAGCACAAUCUCAGAGUGGUACAGGAAAGACAGCAGCUUUUGUAUUAACCAUGCUGAGUAGAGUAGAUAACAACCAUUACCCACAGGCCCUUUGUCUAGCACCAACCUAUGAACUAGCAAUUCAAAUAGGAAAAGUAGUGGAGGAGAUGGGGAAAAACCUUCCUGAUAUCAACGUGAGGUACGCAGUCAGAGGACAAAGAGUUCAACGAGGAGAGAAGGUAAACCAGCAGAUCAUCAUAGGAACUCCAGGAACGACGCUCGACUGGUGUUUAAAGCUCCGCAGCAUAGACCUGUCAAGGAUGAAAGUAUUCUGUCUAGAUGAAGCUGAUGUUAUGAUAGCAACGCAGGGCCAUCAAGACCAAAGUAUCCGCAUUCAAAAGAAACUUCCAAGCGCUUGUCAAAUGAUGCUGUUCUCCGCCACGUACGACAACACCGUCAUGAAGUUUGCAACGACGGUGGUCCCUGAUCCAGUGGUCAUACGCCUCCGUCGGGAGGAAGAAAGUCUUUCCAACAUCAAACAGUACUACGUCCUAUGCUCCAACAAGGAGGAGAAGGCUGAAUCACUCUCUAACAUCUACGGUACCAUAACAAUCGGUCAAGCAAUGAUAUUCUGUCAGACGAAGAGAAAUGCUAACUGGCUUGCGGAGAGGAUGACACGAGAGGGACAUGCGGUGGCGCUGUUGAGCGGUGAUCUCACGGUGGAACAGAGAGUGGCUGUUCUGGAGCGGUAUAGAGCAGGAAAAGAGAAGAUCUUAAUCACGACCAAUGUCAUGGCUAGAGGUAUUGACAUCGAGCAGGUCACUGUGGUGGUGAACUUUGACCUUCCAGUGGACAUGAACGGGCAGGCUGACUGUGAGACAUACCUGCAUCGGAUCGGACGAACAGGACGCUUCGGCAAGUCAGGUCUAGCAAUUAACUUUGUAGACGGACCCAGGAGUAUGGAUAUUAUGAAGAUCAUCGAGAAUCACUUUGGACGCCAGAUUGAAAGGUUGUACACGGACGAUGCAGAGGAGAUUGAGAAGAUUGUUUGAUCGCUGCAUUCAAUCAUCAAAUCAUCCAUCAUCGUUUUCAUAAGGACACCACAAAAAGUGACAUUUUUUUUUAUCCAGCUGCUGUCCCAAAAGGCUCAUGACAUCUAUUUCGCGAUUAACGAGCUUCAAGCAUAACCAAGGAAAGAAUUGUAUUAUGCAGGUAUGGAGAUAAGGAGAAGUUUGCGGCUUUCCCUCCAAAGAUAAGUUUGUUUGAGAACUUUUGAAUGGCUACAAAUGUCAACGCAGUUAGUAUUCCUUUAAAAUAAAAAUCCUGAUAUUCCUGGUGAGCUAUUGUGAGUUUACCAAGGAAGCCUUCUUUUGAGGGAGUUCCUAAUGUGCCAGUAUCCCAAAAUAGAAUACAUUCGUGAAGGUGUUAGUAUAUCAACACAGGGUAUUUUGGGAGCAGGCUGUUUGGACUAUUACAAAGGUACCAAAUAUGGAUAAAGUUAAACUAAUGCUCAAAUAUACAAUUUAUCAUUUGUUUUAUAAAA